Messenger RNA from Rotaria sordida, 2184 nucleotides. The record is from the annotation of a GenBank genome assembly. Lineage: Eukaryota; Metazoa; Rotifera; Eurotatoria; Philodinida; Philodinidae.
AUGAAUGUUUAUCGUGGUCAAAAGACUUCAAAACAGGAACUUAAAUCAUGGCAAUCUAAUAUUGGUUCUAUUAUAACAAUGACAUCAUUUCUUUCAACAAGCAUGGAUAAAGAGAUUGCUUGUGCAUUUGCAGAAACAUUUGAUAACGAGAAUGAUGAUGAUGAAGCUACAAUAUUUACCAUCUGGGUGGAUAAAAACACAGCACCAAAAGCUAUUUUUGCUUAUUUAUAUCACGCUGAUUGUGAACUCGAUGAUCAGGAAAUUCUUUUCUCUCUACGAACACUGUUUCGUAUUGACAAAGUCAAAUAUGUAGAUUAUGAAGAAACAUGGUAUAUAAACAUGACAGUUGUAGAUGAAAGUAAUGAAGAAGUACAAAAAGUAACAGCACCGUGGAAAACAUCAAUUUUAAAAGAAAAUAAUUCUCUUCCAUCUGUAAAUGAAUCACUUAUCUAUGUGCGUGAUUUAUCAACAGAUAAUGGAGCUUUUCUUUCGUUUCAACUCUCGCUUGAUAUAGUACUUCGUUUAGAUCGAAAUGAUUUUGCUCGCCAAGAAAUGCUUUCAAUGUGUCGAACAAAAUUUAGUCAUGAUUCUUUUACAUUAGCAAAAAUUGAUCGAUUUGAAAUGACCUAUAAAUUUGAACAAGAUGCAGUGAAAUGGUAUACAGCUGAUAGUUUUCUUUAUCGUCUUCUUAAUGAAGUUCUUCGUACUGAAACUGUUGAUUCUAUUUUUAAACUACGUUAUUUUAUUCAAGAUAUUCAUAAUCAAUUAGCUUUUAUGCAAGUUGACUAUUUAAAAAGAUUACAAAGAUAUGAUUCUCCAAUUUUAAAAUUGUAUCGUGGUCAAAUUAUGACAUGGAAUGAUCUUGAAAACAAGUUUCGUGCUAAUAUAGGAAAUCUCAUAUCAAUGAACAGUUUUUUAUCAACUACAACAGAUCGUUACGUAGCACGUAUAUUCGCUGGCGAUAGUAAUAUUCAAAAUCCGGAAACUUAUGUAUCUGUGUUGUAUGAAAUUAAAAUUGAUACUCGAUUACCUCAUUCAGUACCAUUUGCUGAACUUGGCGAUCAGAGUGAUUUCGAACAUGAAAAUGAGGUACUCUUCUCAAUGGGAACCGUUUUUCGUAUUGGCGAAAUUUGUCAAGAACAUAGACAUUUAUGGAUAGUAAACUUAACUUUAACUACGGAUGAGGAUGAACAAUGGAAUGUUUUGACUGAACAUUUGCAGCAAGAAGAAGAGAUACCUAAUCAAAUGAGUACACAGGAUGGCACUUAUAUAGCUGGAUGUUUAGUUGGAAUUUCAGAAGAAGACAAUGCUGUUUUGAAUGUUAUAAGAAGUGGUGUUAUAGAAGGUCAUGCAAUUUUUACAUUACCAGAUGUUUCAAGCGAAUAUCCUCACGGCGCUGUUAUUGAAGCAUCAGGAAAAGAAUUUCGAAAUGCAAUUAAUCUAGCUAUUAUGAAAGUACAAGCACAAGGAAUAGAUUUUGAUUUAGCUGCGAAAUAUCAUGAAAAUAUAGUUGAUGUGAGAACCUGUAAAAUUGACAACACCGAUGAGUUUCCUAUUCCAAAUCGUGCCGAAGCUACAGGAUUACUAAAGACUGUAUUAGAAAAAAGUAUUGUUCUAGUAGGUUCUUCUGGAAAUUUAAACAGUACCGAAUCCGAUGAAGGCGACGAAGAAUUUCAAUUUCAUUCAGCAUACUUAAACGCAAUUUUGGACAAAUUUGCGCAACUGAGUGGACCCGACGGUAUCGCAUACGGAAGACCUAAUGUUCAGCGAGUUUAUGCAAGGUCAUCAACUGCAAAUUUACUAAGAGGACGUGUCUAUAUGACAGAACCAUAUUUUCUUAUAGAUAAUGUAUACACUGGUUCACGAGAACGUUGUACAAAUGAUUCAGAUUGCGUGAGAGCAAAUACGGCAAGUGGAUAUGAAAGUUGCACGAACAAUACAUGCAUAGGAUAUACUCGUCCAAUUAGUGAAGUAUUCAAAUUAAGUUGUUUCACAUAUGGAACAGAAGCUUUGUUUAUUACAAAGAAAAUUAAUAAUGAACAUGUGGUAAAUCAGUCUAAUACCAAGAUAUCUGGUGGUGUGGUAGCUGCACUUGUCUUACUAACAGUUUCUUUAAUGGGAACAAUUUUUCUUCUCGUUUUCAUGGCUCUUAAAGAACGAAAAGGGAAACCUCUAUUUGGUUAA